Messenger RNA from Neolamprologus brichardi, 5324 nucleotides. It is a transcript of the gene phf8, whose product is annotated as PHD finger protein 8. The record is from RefSeq and is a predicted model, not a curated record. NCBI's taxonomy places the organism in Eukaryota, Metazoa, Chordata, Actinopteri, Cichliformes, Cichlidae.
UGUCCCCGCCACGGCAGACAACGACGAACAACGGUCUGACGUUACUACCUUUGAAAUGGCGUCGAUGCAGUUAAAUACGAUGUUAUUUGUUGUUGUUUUGUUAGUUUAGGUCGCUUCGUGCUACAAUUUUCUGGUCCAUUGUGAAUUUCUGGACCUGGCCUUUAUAUUUGGGCAUUACAAAGUUGAUAAGCAAAAAUGUGGUGAAGCAAAUUGUUAAUACUUUACGUUGCAUAAUAAGGCCGCAGCUAACCCCGAGCUUGCGUAGGGAUUACAACGGCUUUUCAAUAGUUGGCCCAGCCGCAGCUACAUUUUGGUUUUCAAGUAAACCUCUGGACAUGUGCAUCAAGUAGAAGAAUCUGAACGUGAAGUGACAGAUUUCACCAGCCUUACCAUUAAUACAUAAAUAAUAAUUCCUUUUGUUGAUUAAUUAGUCUCUCCUCACUCGUUUCCAUUAGAUUUGAAAAUAUUUUACAUAAAUAUCUUGCAAAAAAAACACACUGAACAUGGCAUCAGUGCCCGUGUAUUGUCUGUGUCGUCUGCCGUAUGAUGUGACACGCUUCAUGAUAGAGUGCGACAUUUGUCAAGACUGGUUUCAUGGAAGCUGUGUUGGAGUAGAGGAAGACAAAGCGGCUGAGAUUGACCUGUACCACUGCCCCAACUGUCAGGUCACUCAUGGGCCUUCUGUUAUGCGCAAACGCCGGGGAGGCAAUAAGCAAGUAGAUGGAGGUGCCACUGGAGGAAGAGACCCAAGUAAGCCUGUUAAGACAGGGAGCGCACAGUUUGUUAGGGAGCUACGGAGCCGAACCUUCCCGAAUGCGGAUGAAAUAUUGUUAAAGCCUUCAGGGGCCCAACUUACAGUUGAGUUUCUGGAGGAGCAUUCAUUCAGUGUACCUGUCAUGGUUCUGCGGCGGGAUGGCCUGGGUAUGACCCUACCUCCAUCAUCAUUUGGCGUCAGUGAUGUGGAGCACUACAUUGGUUCGGAUAAAGAGAUCGACGUAAUUGAUGUUUCACGCCAGUGUGAUCUGAAGAUGCGUUUGGGCGACUUUGUUGAGUACUACAACAGCCCCAACAGAGACAGGGUCCUCAAUGUCAUCAGCCUGGAGUUCUCUGAGACCAGACUGUCAAACCUGGUGGAGACGCCUAAGAUUGUGAGGAAACUUUCCUGGGUGGAAAACCUCUGGCCUGAAGAGUCUGUUUUCGAGCGUCCCAAUGUGCAAAAGUACUGCCUAAUGGGAGUGAAGGAUAGCUACACAGACUUCCAUAUUGACUUUGGAGGCACCUCAGUGUGGUACCAUGUCCUCAGGGGUGAGAAAAUCUUCUAUUUAAUUUCCCCCACCCCUGCCAACCUGGCACUUUUUGAGCGAUGGAGUUCAUCAUCUAACCAGAAUGAGAUGUUCUUUGGGGACCAGGUUGACAUGUGCUAUAAGUGUUCUGUCAAACAGGGAAACACCUUGUUCAUACCAACAGGGUGGAUUCAUUCUGUGCUCACUCCAGUGGACUGCCUGGCUUUUGGAGGAAACUUCUUGCAUAGUCUUAACAUUGACAUGCAGUUGCGGGCUUAUGAAAUAGAGAAGAGACUAAGCACAGCAGACUUGUUCAAAUUUCCCAACUUUGAGACUGUGUGCUGGUAUGUAGGAAAGCACCUUCUUGAUACUUUCAGAGGUUUGAGAGAAAAUCGCAGGCAUCCUGCCACUUACCUGGUUCAUGGGGCGAAGGCCCUAAACAACGCCUUCCGCAGCUGGACCCGCAAAGAGGCUUUAGCAGAUCAUGAAGUGGAGAUUCCAGAAACCAUCAAUACUCCGGCGCUGGUGAAGGACCUGGCCAAGGAGAUUCGUCUGGUGGAGGAUAUCUUUCAGCAAAACAUUGGCCGCACUGGUCCUCAGUUUCCUGGUUCGCCACUCUCCAAAGCUCCCCUCACCACCUCUCAGAAUUCAGGACGGCCCCCUGGAAAAAAGAAAGGGCCCAAGCCCAAGGAGAUGACAGGGGGUGUUGGGCCCCCAGGAACCAAAAAGAAGAGUCAAAAGGGACUACUUAAAGCAGAAGCAGGAGAACUCGAUCUGAUUGAGAUCCACACCAAACAUACACUCAAGAAAUUUCAACCUGGAAAGUCGAAACACAAGAACAAGUUGGAGUUACCACUAGAGGAGUUUGAAGGGAAGAUAAAUAAAAGCAAGCUGAAACUUGUGUUGACCAAUGGAAAAAUUCAAGGUAAGAAGGAUGGCAGCAGUAAUGGUGCAGGAAGUGCUGGAAACUACAAACAUCUUGCGACGGAGGGAUCCAGUCUGUCCGACUUGGAGUCUGAGGAUGAGUUGCAGAUUGAUGAGACCCCACCUCCACGACGGAAGACAGCUGGACUGAGUAAGAAGAAGAAGCUGAGUGGUCUUCCUAGAAAGCUGCCCAGAGCCAAACCGUGCUCUGACCCUAAUCGCAUCAGAGAGCCCGGAGAAGUUGACUUUGACAUUGAGGAGGACUACACCACUGAUGAAGAGGCACUGGCUGCUCAUGGAGUGAAGGGUGGUGCAGGGGGCAUUCUGGACUUACUGAAGGCUAGCAAGCAAGUGGCAGGCUUGGACUCUACAGCAAUCGGUGAGGAAGCCCCAGCCUCUCCCAGCACUCGUGAUGCCAUUCAAGGGAUGCUCUCCAUGGCCAACCCCCCUUCGUCAUCCUCCUCCUCAUCCUCUUCAUCUCCUUUGUCUAUAUCUGGAGGCCUGACAGAAGGAUUAGGGGUCGUCAAGGAAAAGGGGGGCAAGGCUGUAUGGGUGACAGGAGGGGUCAAAAAGACAGCAAAUUCUGAGAAGAAACCUGUCAUUCAGCGACCUGGAAAACGUCCAAUUAAACGACCAGCCCGUCACCUUAGUGACGAGGAAAGUCCAGAUGAACAGGAGACUCUGGGAACUUGUUUUAAAGAUUCAGACUAUGUUUACCCAUCCUUGGAAUCUGAUGAGGAGGAUCACACCAACAAGACUAAGAUGAAGCGGAAGAAAAACUGGGAUGACACACCAUGGAGUCCAAAAGCCAGGGUGAUGCCCACCCUUCCCAAACAGGAUCGUCCAGCCAGGGAGGGAGCUAGAGUUGCCUCUGUAGAAACUGGCCUUGCUGCAGCUGCUGCCAAGCUGGCACAACAAGAGCAGCAAAAGCCUGCUAAAAGGAAGUACACGAAAAAGCAGCGUCCCCCUGCUCCUGUCAUCACUCCACCUCCUGUUCAGACCGAGCCAGCCCCACCCUCUCCAACACCUGCCCCAGAGUCUGCAGCAGACGCCAGCCCAGACAGAAGAGUGGAUUAUUACUCUGCUAGUCUGUUGGACCAUGAAUAUACAGCAGGACCAGGACCUUUUGGCUCAGGAGGACCUAGAGGCAGUGGAGCCAUGGCUCCGGGUGUAUUUCUUACAUCAAGAAGACCUUCCCUGUCUCCACAAAAUAGCAGCUCUCACUCCGGUGCAUCCCCCGCAGGUUUAUCCAGUCAGGGCACAACAGGAGUUGGUCAAGGGAAACGUCCAAAGAAAGGUCUUGCGACUGCAAAACAGAGACUUGGAAAAAUCCUGAAAAUUCACCGCAAUGGCAAACUUCUCUUGUGAGAGGUGUUGGAAGUGUGGCUGAAGAAUGAGAAUGAAGAAAAGACCUGAAGUAGGUCUGAAGGAAAAAGAGACAGUAAUCUAUAUUUUUUAUUCCAGAUAAAUUUGUUUACUGUUUUUACUCGUUACUGAACCUCACAAAAAAAGUUCUUGUCCUACACCAGUUACUCUGCCCAGUUCUGCUCACCCUCAUCUGCAUAAAGGUAUUUUCGGAAGCACGUGUGGUUUUAAGUGAAUCACUGUAAUGUGCCGGACAAGCACUUAACGUGGUAAUUAACUGUUAAUUACCACCUAUUUGACGUCACAUUUGAAUUUCAGAAUGUCAGGUGGACAUUGAUUUAACGUGGUAAUUGACAAAGGCAAAUGGUUUCUUUUGUUUAGGCCAUUUUAGAGGUUGUAUUUAUGUUUGUACUAUCCAUCAUACUUUUUUUUUCUUUUUUUAAAGGGAAAGAAAACAGUUAAUGUGAUAUUUGUAUAGGCCCCUUUCCCAUGCAGAAGAUCCAUUGGUGCAAAUACUGAGUUGUAGUAUUAUUUUUGUUUAGUUUCCUUUUUACCUAAUUUUUAUUACAAUAAAGGUUGUACAAAACUCAAGUGUGUGCAUAUAAUAUGCGACAUGUAUUAAUUCUUUUUGAGAAAUUUGCCCCUGAUGUUUGUAUAGAAAAUAGAUCUCCAUAUAUUGUAGCUCUACCUAUGAAAGCUGACGUGCUAGACUAAUGCCAGGACUUACCACCAUUAUUAUAUUUAUUCUUUUCAUAUUUAUUUAACAGGGCAGAACUUUUGCCAUCUCUUAUCCUGUUUUAUGUUGUAUGUUUUUACAACCUCAUCUUCUGGUCCCCACGUCAAGUAUUUUCAACCACUUUAUGCUUGUACAAAAACUGUAGCCAUUGCUUUGUUGUCACUGUAAAUACUUGUAAUAUUUGUAAUUAAUAUAGCUGCUUAAAUGCAGAACAAUUUUAGACUUAAAAACAAACAAACAAACAAAAAAAAAGGUUCCUGCAUGUUGCCGUAAAUUGCGCCCCGGAUGUUAGCAGGACUCUUGGGUCAGAAAUAGAAAUGUGUUUUUGUAUCACAGAAUGUACUAGUCCUAAAAUGUUGGCAGAGAUGUAGAUUUAACUUUGUGAAGGUGCAGGACAUGAGGUGAUAUGUAAAUAUAUGUUGUAAUUUAAAUUCUUUUCUAGUUCAAAAACUUUCAGAUCUUUCGUAACAUGACUUGUACAUUAUACAUUGCUGUAUUUGGGAAAUAUCUGAAAUAGUUCUUUUUUAUAUUUGUAUGCAGUAACUCUCAUGCUAAGUCCAUGUUGUCUUGUUAGUGUUAUUGGAAGCGUGCUGGAAAAUGCCCUUGUUAAAUUUCAUCCAUUUAGUUUUAUAUUAAUUAUUGUUGAUUUUCACUCUUGUGUUGGUGUGAACUGUGCAUUUUAAACAUGAUGUGUUUUAAAUACGACCUGGAAAAGAUAAAAUAUACCUUGGGCAAAAUUUCUUUUUUUCUUUGAGUUUAUUUGAUUGAUUGAUUGCUGAGUCACCAAAAGCACUACCGGUGGGUCUUCUGAUUUCUCAUGUCUGCUGGAGAACCAAGGUGUCAGUGCAUUCAUGAAGGUGUCAUUUAGGAACGUUUUUGAAUACACAAACAAGGAAUGUUGUGUUGUAUUAAAAACAUCUACACUUAAUGAUUUUUUUUUCCAAUAAAAGUACAGUUUCAUUAAUUGUAGAGAUUAGCAACCAACCUGGGUAUUUUUAAUAAAGGGUGUAAACAUA